AAACAAACAUUUAGCAAAAUCCGUACGGAUCGUUAUUGUAUAGAAUUAAAGUUUGUGUAUAUACAUAUCUGUCUCAUGUAUGAUACGACAGUCUUAAAGAUAUUAUUAGGAAACUAUGGGAGUAAUACUCAAAUAAGUUCUGGCCAAAACAUUUAUUUCAUUAUCUUUUUUUUAAGAAGUUUUCACAACAGAGAUGUUGGGUAGUUUCUGCGACAAUGUAGUAACCUACGCUAUCUUUGCAACCUUGUCGCUUUGAGUUACCCAAGUUGUAACUAAAGAAAUUAUUCAGUAUAAAAUCGUUGCUACCAUCGGUCAAUUUAUCAGUCACCUACUCAGUUCCAACUGAAUACAGUGGAAACAUGAGGAGCUUGCUAUUAUUUUGUAUAGUUUCCGCGGCUUUAGCCUAUGUAAGCUGCCGGGAUUUGGUAAGAGAAAAACGGGAUGUCGAUUUAGAAGUCGCUGCCAGUGGGCACGGAGGAAAAUGGGACAAAGGAGGUGGCAAGGAGCACCAUGAACAUCAUCACCACGACCAUGGUGAGAAAGGACACAAAGGUUACAAGGGGCAUCACCACGAAGAACAUGGCAAAAAAGGGCACCACCACCACGAGGGUCACAAAGGACACCAUGAUGAACAUGGUGGUCACAAGAAACAUCAUCAUCAUGACGACGGUCACCAUCAUGAACAUCAUCACGGCGAGAAAGGACAUAAAGGACAUGGUCAUCAUGAAGAAGGACACUAUCAUAAGGGACAUUCAACCAAGGGCCAUCACGGAGUCCAUAAACAUGAUGAAUUCAAGAAGGAAAAGCACUUCCACGAUCAUCAUCACGAUGGCGGUCACCAUGAACACCACGGCGGUCAUCACGAAGAACAUGGUCACAAGAAGGGCGGUGGCUUCCACAAAGGCCACAAACACGGUGGUCAUCAUCAUCACGAACAUGGCAAGAAAGGUCAUCAUGAGAAGGGAGGACACCACCACGACCACAAAGGGCAUCACGAUGAAGGAGGUCAUCAUGAGCAUCACCAUCAUCACCAUGAUCAUGGCAAGAAGGGAGGUCAUGAAGACCACAAGCACUGGGGCUACAAGAAGGGACACAAAUAAACCCUUUUAAACAAUGACUGAUUUAUACAAAAGUUA
Molecule: messenger RNA, 1136 nt
Organism: Danaus plexippus (monarch butterfly)
Lineage: Eukaryota; Metazoa; Arthropoda; Insecta; Lepidoptera; Nymphalidae
Product: histidine-rich glycoprotein-like
Exons: 1
Coding region: 360-1100 (246 amino acids)
Source: RefSeq, a predicted model, not a curated record